AUGGCCUCGGCGCUCGAGUCCGUACCACAGGCGCAGCUACCCACCAGCUACAACGCACUGGUAAAGCUGGCGCUCGGACCGAGGCAGAAGCGCGUAUUUGCACUCGCAUUCGCCGCCUGCCAUGCAUACCUCGCCCUCAGCCUCCUCAGCCCAAGGGCUGUCUGGCACCCGCUCUCCCUCGCCAGCUCAGUAGCUGCAUUCGCACUCGCCAUCAUCCCCCUCCUCGUCGCACGAAAGCGCAUCCUCUCCAAAACUGCAGCGCUUCCAGCCGUCCUGGCCCAAUCUCGGGCUUCGCACCUCUCCGACCUGCUCCGUGACCCCUCGACCUGGUCCCAGGCUGGCCUCCACGCGCUCGCAUUCGCCGCCAUCGCCGUCGUGCAGUGCCUUCUCAUCACGGCCCUCUACGGCGCCGACUCCGACUGGGCUCCUUACACCUGGAUCCCCUCGCACCACGCCUACUACGUAAACGAGCGCUUCCUCUUCCUCGUCGCAUCCAGCGCACUCCUCGGCGCAUUCUACGGCGCACUCUAUCGCGCCUGGCCAGCCAGCACAGCCAGGCCCAUCCUGCCCUUCGAGGUCGGCACCCGCUCCGACGGCCUCGGCCCUUCCCUCCGUGUUCGUUUCGCACGUGCCUGCGCACACCGGCUCCCUACGGCCGCGGCAGCCGGGGCUUGCGGCGAAGCCGCGGUCUUCAUCGGCUAUCUCUUGGCCAGAAAGUCGUUCUGGAGGCUCGUCCUUGCCCUCGUCGGCCACCGCGGAAUCACCCGCCGCGCACUCGUGCCGUCCUUCCGCACCGCCUUCCCGCAGGCCGAUGUGGUGGUCCGAGCGACGGCACUCGGCGCGGCGUCGUUCGUCGCCGUCGAGACGGCCUACACCCUGCUCGACGUCUAUCUCUCGCAGCCCCUCUCGCCCCUCAGCAAGUAUACCAAGGACGCCAACCGCACCCUCGCCGACGGUCUCUCCGACCCCGUCGUCUUUUUCUCGCACCACGCCUUUGCCGAGCUCGCCCACAUCGCGGCGUCGGAUAGCGGCAGGAGGGUGGCCAUCUUCAAGGACGUCCACGCCGAGAGAUCCGCAUGGAAAGCUCUGAGCUCGGCAUGCCUCAAGCUGCUAGAGGCCGAGCGCCAGCACAUCGCCACCCGCGGCAUCCCGCCGAAGCCGACGCAGCCCUCGACGUCGACGCCGCCGACAGCUUCGGCACAGAGCGUCGCCAAACCGCAACCCGCUUCGAGCCAGAGUGUCUGGGAUGCCCUUGCCCGCGGACAGCUGCCCGGCGAGCAGGGCAAGACCGCAUCUGCAGUGGCCCAACCCGCGCAGCCCGCAGCCGCAGCGCCGGCGCCAGGCGCUCCGGCGCCCGCAUCAGCCACGCCUGCGCAAUCUGUCUUCUCGAUCGCAUCUUCGUUCGGGAGAACGGCGUGGUCGAUGCUGCCGCAAGAUGCACGCCACGCCAUGUGUCCGCCGCGGUGGCGCUUCUACCUCUUUGAGCCCUCGAUGCGAGCCAAGGUGCUGAGCAUUGCGGGCCGGGACAGCGCACGCCUGGCGUGGUCCAUCACGGCGGUCAAGGAUCUGCUGCAGCACAGCCUGACUGAGGAUCCCUUCGGCAGCGUGCAAAAGGACAUCCGCACGGUGCUGCGUGCGCUCGUAGGCCUGUGCAUCGAGAUGCGGGCGCUGCGCAUCGAGCUCGAGGCACAGGCCGCCACGCUCGACGACAAGCUGGCGAGGGAGGAGGCUGCUGCACGGGCCACGCCGACGCCGACGCCGACGCCGACGCCGAGGGGCCAGGGAGCCUCCACCACCUCUGUACCGACGUCGACGACGACGACGACGACGGAGGAGCAGACGACCAAGGAGGGAGGUGUUUCGCACGCGGGCGCGGCGCGGCAGGCGCAGGACGAGUUCGGCGAGGCGUGGGGGCGGUGUGGCGCCGCCAUGAACGAGGCGCUGCUUCGCACGGCCAUCAAGGGCAUCCUCGACACGUUUGGUCGGUUCAAUCUCGGUCUCGAGCCCGAGUUUGAGGCGCGGCUGUCGACGUGCCUCGACGGGAGCGGCGACCAGUCCCUCGCGCGCUGGACCUGA
Molecule: messenger RNA, 2076 nt
Organism: Pseudozyma flocculosa PF-1
Lineage: Eukaryota; Fungi; Basidiomycota; Ustilaginomycetes; Ustilaginales; Ustilaginaceae
Exons: 2
Coding region: 1-2076 (691 amino acids)
Biological process (GO): spindle pole body localization; nuclear pore organization
Cellular component (GO): spindle pole body; nuclear pore transmembrane ring
Molecular function (GO): protein-macromolecule adaptor activity
Source: RefSeq, a predicted model, not a curated record